Messenger RNA from Daktulosphaira vitifoliae (grape phylloxera), 602 nucleotides. Its product is annotated as 40S ribosomal protein S19-like. NCBI's taxonomy places the organism in Eukaryota, Metazoa, Arthropoda, Insecta, Hemiptera, Phylloxeridae. The transcript has 4 exons. Gene Ontology annotation, biological process: translation; ribosomal small subunit assembly. The record is from RefSeq and is a predicted model, not a curated record. Bases 40 to 537 code for a protein of 165 amino acids. Gene Ontology annotation, molecular function: RNA binding; structural constituent of ribosome. Gene Ontology annotation, cellular component: cytosolic small ribosomal subunit; ribosome.
UGCUCAGCUUUUAGACGUUUCUUCGGAAUUGUCAUUAAGAUGUCUUCUAUAACAUUAAAAGAUGUUGACCAACACAAAUUUGUUGCUUCAUUUUCCGCAUUUUUAAAAAAGAGUGGAAAGUUGAAACCCCCAGAAUGGGUUGACAUUGUUAAGAAUGGAAAAUUUAACGAAUUAGCUCCUUAUGAUGAAGAUUGGUUCUACACUAGGUGUGCGGCUACUCUUAGACAUAUUUAUUUCCGAUCACCUGUUGGUGUUGGUUCCCUUACUAAAAUUUUUGGAGCUCGCAAACGUAAUGGUGUGAGACCAUCACAUUUCUGUCGCAGUUCUGCAGGCAUCGCUCGUAAAGUUCUCCAAUCAUUGGAACAAAUUAAACUGAUUGAAAAAGUAGAAAAUAAUAAUGGUAGACGACUCACAUCUCAAGGCAGACGUGACUUGGAUCGUAUUGCAGCACAAGUUAAACAAGCUAAAAAGAAGAAGCAAGCACUAUUGGCUGCUGAAUCAGCUGGAUUCACUGUGCUUGUUCCGAAAACUGACUAAACAUCUAUAAGUUAAAUUAUAUUGUUUUGGAGACCAAAAGUAAUAAAGUACUUUUAUAAAUAUAA